AUGGACACGGAAAAAGUUGAAAAACUCAUAGAAAGUGUUCGAGGCCACAUUUUUUUGUAUGAUUUGGGCAAUCCUCAAUACAAAAAUGCGAGCUUAAAAUCAGCUACUUGGGAAUCAAUAGGAAGGGAGCUCAAUGAAAGUGGUGAAGCCGUGAGGAGUAAAUGGAAGACUGUUAGAGAUGGCUACACCAAAUAUAAAAAACAGCUUAGAAGUUCGACAUGUUCGAGCAGAAAAAAUUUCAGUUAUACGUGGGCAUCACAGCUUGCGUUCCUAGACAAUUUUAAUGAGCCACGAGCGUCUUUUUCGAAAGUCUCAUUAGAGUCUACACAGCGUUCUCCACGUACUCCAGUACCGCCAGCUGAUACACCUACGGCAUCAACAUCAGGAGUUUCAUAUCGCAAUAAAAGACGAUCAUCAGAGAUCAGAAGAAAUGAAGAUGGGAAUGUUGGGAGAGUGUUAGAAUUAUUAAAUGCAAAAAAGAAAAAAGAGCAUGAUGUCAUCGAUCAUUUAUUUCUAAGUUACGCUGACACUUUCAAAAAAUUUCCUGCGCGAGAGCAAGCUAUCGUAAAAUUGGAAUUAGCCAAAUUGUUUGCGAACACCGAAUUACAAUUGCUCAACGGUCAUUCUUCGGUCAUAUCAGUUACAAACUCCUCUGUGAGUUCUGAUGAAAACCGUUCGUUGUAUUCAUCAAGUCCGCAAAUCGAUGAUUACGAUAUCACUCAGUUGAGCGAUAAAACAGUGUGA
Pieris macdunnoughi is the source of this 744-nucleotide messenger RNA. The record is from the annotation of a GenBank genome assembly. Lineage: Eukaryota; Metazoa; Arthropoda; Insecta; Lepidoptera; Pieridae.